This is a messenger RNA of Chrysochloris asiatica (Cape golden mole), 3696 nucleotides long. It is a transcript of the gene MCF2L2, whose product is annotated as MCF.2 cell line derived transforming sequence-like 2. Gene Ontology annotation, molecular function: guanyl-nucleotide exchange factor activity. The coding region runs from base 1 to 3696 and encodes 1231 amino acids. NCBI's taxonomy places the organism in Eukaryota, Metazoa, Chordata, Mammalia, Afrosoricida, Chrysochloridae. Gene Ontology annotation, cellular component: cytoplasm. The record is from RefSeq and is a predicted model, not a curated record. The transcript is spliced from 30 exons.
AUGCUAUUUUGGUUAAAAGAAGAAAUGGGCCCCCAGGAACUCACUCGGCGACUGGCUACCGUGAUCACGCAUGUCGAUGAAAUUAUGCAGCAGGAAAUCAGGCCUAUGGUGGCAGUGGAUAUAAUAGAACAACUUCACAGACAAUUUGCCAUUCUUUCAGGAGGCCAUGGGAGAGAUGGUGCCCCCAUCAUCACUUUCCCAGAGUUUGCGGGGUUCAAACACAUACCAAAUGAGGACUUCCUGAAUGUCAUGACCUACCUGACUAGCAUUCCCAGUGUGGAGGCCGCCAACAUUGGAUUCAUCAUCGUUAUUGACAGACGAAGGGACAAAUGGAGCUCCAUAAAGGCAUCCUUGACACGAAUAGCUGUAGCAUUUCCAGGGAACUUGCAGCUUAUAUUCAUCCUUCGUCCAUCUCGCUUUAUCCAGAGGGCCUUCACUGACAUCGGUAUUAAAUACUAUCGAGAUGAAUUUAAAAUGAAAGUGCCGAUCAUCAUGCUAAAUUCUGCUUCUGAUCUUCAUGGUUACAUUGACAAAAGCCAACUCACACAGGAGCUAGGGGGGACUUUGGAAUACCGCCAUAAGCAGUGGAUAAAUCAUCGAACUGCCAUCGAAAACUUUGCCUUGACAGUAAAGACCACUGCCCAUAUGCUCCAGAUGUUUGGGGUCUGCCUUUCUGAGACAGAGCUGCCCAGAGGCAUGCAGCCUGCUGAAGAACUUCUCAUGGCCCAUACGAGGCAGCAGGACCAACUGAAGGAUCAGCUGAAGAUACUUAGAAAGCAAGGGUCUACAUUGAUGUCAUGCAUACAAAAACCAGGAACCAAAAAUCCCACCAGGAGCUGCAAUCCCAAUGAACUUGAGAAUGUAGCUACUAUGGGAAGGUUAUUAGUUCAGUUGGAUGAAACAGAAAAAGCCUUCAGUCGCUUUUGGUCUGAACAUCAACUGAAGCUUAACCAAUGUCUACAGCUACAGCACUUUGAGCACAAUUUUUGUGAGGUUAAACAUGCCCUGGAUCAUUUGUUGGAAGAACAAACAGAGUUGACAGAUAUUGGAGACAGUGUGAUGCGUGUGGAACAACUUCUUAAGGAACUCAAAAUGCUGGAGGAAAGAGGCCAGGAGUCCUUGGAAAAAGCCCGACUGUGUGCACUCAUUGGGGACCAGCUCAUCCAAAGCCAUCACUAUGCAGCGGACACCAUCAGGCCCAAGUGUGUGGAGCUCAGGCACCUCCGCGAUGACUUCAUCAAUGAAAACAAGAAAAAAUGGGACAUCUUAAGGAAGUCUUUGGAGUUGCAUAGACAACUGGAUAAGGUCAGCCAGUGGUGUGAAGCAGGAAUCUACCUCUUGGCCUCUCAAGCAGUAGACAAGUGCCAGUCACGAGAGGGGGUUGACAUUGCCAUGAAUGACAUUAAGACAUUCCUGAGCACAGCCCAGGAGUACCAACUGCCCAACCUCAAGGAGUUUUACAAUCAGUUUGAGUUGAUACUCACUCUAGACAUAAAGGACAAUGCCCAGAAAGUCCUUCAGAAGCUGGGCAAUGUGCAGGAAAUAUUUGACAAAAGGCAAGUGAGCUUGAAGAAACUGGCAGCUAAACAGACUCGCCCAGUGCAACCUGUGGCCCCCCAUCCUGAAUCCUCUCCAAAAUGGGUGCCUCCAAAAACUGGCCAGAUCUCUGUUCUCUUCAUCCCUCUAGCUCCUCCUCAGAAAAUAUCUGAGGAAUUGCUUGCGGAGACAGAUUUGAACUUCCUGGAGAAGGAAGGAGAUGAGACUAAAUUUGAAAUUAAGAAUGAAGAAAUAGUUGAAAGCAGUCAAGAGAUGGAGAACCUUGAACGGGAACCAUGUGAUAGUCUUGAACAUCUUUCCCCCAGCAGAAUUCCAGGCGCCCGAACAAACCUGCUUCCCCUGGGAGGCGGCUCGGCCUGGGUCAAAGCAGCCCGGCGACCGCGCCGGCAGGCCGGAGCGAACAAAGACGCUCCGGGGAGGGAACCCGGCCGCACUUUCAAGCGGCGGGCAACCUUCACCCUGCGGCGAGCAGGGUCUCAACAGCUUCCCAACGCAGGGCCUCGCGCGCUCUGGGAUCUGCUCCAGCUGAGCCUCACAGACCCCAAUACGCAUUCCAACCUGACUUCCUGGGGCUACACCAGGGAACCGGUGCACUUUCACCCUCUCCAGACUGCUUCCCCUCCCAACCCUACAAAGAUCUCGCCCGUCCAGCGCCGGCAAGCGAGGCUCACUGAGCAGCCGGCCGAGAAGGCGCGACUCUGCGACGCAGGGCGCAUUAUACGGGAAUUACUUGAGACUGAAGAAAUUUAUAUAAAAGAAAUUAACAGCAUAAUUGAUGGAUAUAUCGUGCCAAUGGAUUUUAUUUGGCUACGGCAUCUGAUUCCAGAUGUUCUUCAAAAUAACAAGGACUUUCUCUUUGGGAAUAUUAGAGAACUUCAUGAAUUUCACAACAGGACUUUUCUAAAAGAAUUGGAAAAAUGCACAGAAAAUCCCGAACUUCUGCCACGUUGCUUUCUCAAAAGAAAAGAAGAUCUUCAAAUAUAUUUUAAAUACCACAAGAACCUGCCACGAGCUAGGGCUAUCUGGCAAGAAUGUCAAGACUGUGCCUACUUUGGGGUAUGCCAGCGCCAGUUGGAACACAAUCUCCCUCUUUUUAAGUAUCUUAGAGAACCAAGCCAGAGACUUAUAAAAUACCAGAUGCUGUUGAAGGAUGGGCCCAAGAGGACCAAGGAUUCAGCAUUCUCAUCUGAGCUACAACAAGCUUUGGUCAUGGUGGAGGAUUUGAUCAAGUCUUGUGAGUUGGCCGUGGACCUGGCAGCUGUCACUGGAUGUCCGGAUGAUAUAGGAAAACUGGGCAAGCUGUUGAUGCAAGGUCCUUUCAAUAUCUGGACAAUUCACAAGGAUCGUUAUAAGAUGAAGGAUUUGAUGCGAUUCAAGCCCAGCCAGAGGCAAAUCUAUCUAUUUGAAAGGGGAAUAGUGUUCUGUAAGAUACGAGUGGAACCCAGCGACCAGGGGUUUUCUCCUCACUUCAGCUUUAAGAAGUCUAUGAAGUUGAUGACCCUUUCAAUUAGCCAAGUUGGAAGAGGGAGUAACAAAAAAUUUGAAAUUGCCAGUCGAAAUGGACUUGAGAAAUACAUCGUACAGGCAGCAUCAAAAGAAAUCAGAGACUGUUGGUUUUCAGAAAUAAAUAGAUUAUUGAUGGAACAACAAAACAAUAUCACAGGCAACAGUAACAAGACUACAAUAAUUGGUUUUAAUUUGUAUAAUGAUAAGAUAGGGAAAGCUAUGGCUGACUUUUGCUUUGAACGAUUAAUACUAUGUGAAAUUGAGUAUAACAGUCCUGAAGGCAUAAAACAGGAAUAUUUUAAAAAUAUGCAAAGAGUUUCCAGCAGUCAGGAGUAUGCAGCCCUCAGCACCUGUAGUAUUCAAGGCAGCUCCAACCGGGAGCUUAUCGCCAUGGAAACCGUUGAAGAGUGUGAAGGUGCAGAAACUCUGGAAAAAGACAGCAGCGCUCUGAGUCUCUCAGGACUUUUCCUGUUGGACGACAGCUAUGAAACCUGUUCCUCCAAAUCUUUUCUGGAGACAGGGGAAAGCAAACAGGGAGAAAAAGACGAGCUUGUAGAGAAAGAAAGGGCAGCAAACAGAGCUGAGGAGGGUGCAGGGAUGUCCACUGGUCUGCUCAUCCCGAAGGAUGCCUGA